Molecule: messenger RNA, 1470 nt
Organism: Spirodela intermedia
Lineage: Eukaryota; Viridiplantae; Streptophyta; Magnoliopsida; Alismatales; Araceae
Source: the annotation of a GenBank genome assembly
AUGGAGGAGAAGGGCAACAUCUUGCUGCAUAAGUACGAACAGGGGAGGUUGCUGGGGCAGGGGACCUUCGCCAAGGUCUACCAUGCGAGGGACCUCAAGACCUCGCAGAGCGUCGCAAUCAAGGUGAUCGACAAGGAAAAGGUGCUGAAAGUAGGAAUGAUGGAUCAGAUCAAGAGGGAGAUCUCCGUGAUGAGGCUCGUCAGGCACCCCAACAUCGUCCAGCUGCACGAAGUCAUGGCCACCAAGGGGAAGAUCUUCUUCGUCAUGGAGUACGUGAAGGGCGGGGAGCUGUUCAGCAGGGUGGCCAAGGGCCGGCUCAAGGAGGAAGUGGUCCACAAGUUCUUCCGGCAGCUGAUAAGCGCAGUGGACUUCUGCCAUAGCCGGGGAGUCUACCACAGGGACCUCAAACCAGAGAACCUGCUCCUGGACGAGAAUGGCAACCUGAAGGUCUCUGAUUUCGGCCUGAGUGCCCUCGCAGAGUCCAAGAGACAGGACGGUCUGCUCCACACUACCUGCGGCACGCCGGCGUACGUCGCCCCGGAGGUGAUACAGAGGAUCGGCUACGACGGCGCCAUGGCCGACGUCUGGUCCUGCGGGGUGAUCCUGUUCGUCCUCCUCUCGGGGUAUCUUCCCUUCCACGAUUCUAAUCUGAUGGAAAUGUACAGGAAGAUCAGGAGGGCCGAGUUCAAGUUCCCCAGCUGGUUCCCCUCCGACGUUCGCCGGCUGCUGUCCAAGAUCCUCGACCCCGACCCGGCUUCCCGGAUCUCCACGGUGAGGAUCAUGGAGAGCUCCUGGUUCUUGAAGAACUUCGGCGAGGAGAAGAAGAAGAAGAAGAUCAAGCCCGCCGAAGUUGCAGAGAAUGAAGCUGGUCUUCGCGCAGACAGCGGAGAGGUGGCGGAGGGGAAGAGGGAGGCGGUUAAGAAGAAGGAGCCCGCCGGAGUUGCAGAGAAUGAAGCUGGUCUUCGCGCAGACAGCGGAGAGGUGGCGGAGGGGAAGAGGGAGGCGGUUAAGAAGAAGGAGCCCGCCGGAGUUGCAGACGGCGGCGAGGUGGUGAAACCGGCGAACGCCUUCGACAUCAUCUCCCUGUCGCAGGGGUUCGACCUCUCGGGGCUGUUCGAGGAGGCCGACGGGCGGCGGGAGGCCCGGUUCGUCUCGAAGCAGCCGGCCUCGAUCGUCAUCUCCAAGCUGGAGGCCAUGGCGAAGGCCCUGAAGCUGAAGCUGAAGAAGAAGGGUGGAGGGGUCAUGCAGAUGGAGAGCCGCAAGGAGGGGAAGAAGGGCGCCAUCGCCAUCGCCACCGAGAUCUUCGAGGUCACCCCCAACUUCCACCUGGUGGAGAUGAAGAAGACCAGCGGCGACACGCUGGAGUACCAGAGGCUGUGGAACCAGUCCAUCCGCCCCUCCCUCAAGGACAUCGUCUGGGCAUGGCAGGGCGAGGACCUGCCGCAGCAAGAUCAGCCCGCUUGCUCUUAA